UCUCAAGUCUCCAGAAAAAUUCCGCAGCUGCAGUGCACGAAUGAAACUGCUGGUGACUAGCUUGAGUUUGCAAAUACUUCGGUCUUUUAGUCUUGGUUUCUGCCGCCAAUGCAUCUUUUCUCAGAAGCACAGGCCGGUCUACGUCGCUGUCUUUGAGAGGAAACCUUGAAGAAAAUGCUUCGUAUUUACUGGGCUUUGCUCGUUGGGAUACUCACGUUAGCUGUUUCGGGACAUAACCAGAGAGAAUGUCCGGCAGGCCACUUUCAGUGUGAUUCAGGCCAGUGCAUCUCUCGGGCAUGGAAGUGUGACGGUUACAUUAACUGUGAUGAUGGGACAGAUGAACAGGGAUGUGACUAUGGUACCUGUCCCCCUCACCAAUACCAAUGUCCGUCCUCCAAUAGAUGUAUACCCCUCACAUGGCUAUGUGAUGGCGUGUUUGAUUGUCCAAAUCAAGAGGACGAGUCACGGAACUGCCCUGCUGUCACCUGUGCGAGUGAUGAAUUUCGGUGUGACACAGGUUUUUGCAUAUGGUCUUUAUGGCAGUGUGACUACUUCGCUGACUGUGCCGAUAGGAGUGAUGAGCAAGGCUGCAAUUUCCCUGCUUGCAGUGGUCGGGAAUGGACCUGUGAUAGUGGCGAAUGCAUUGCUGCCACUGUGCGUUGUGACGGAGAGUACGAUUGCGUGGAUCUCUCAGAUGAAGUUAACUGCACAAAUGUGGUGUGCCAUCCGUCCAAGACGCAGUGCGGCAGUGGAGAGUGUCUCCCAUCCUUCUUCCGGUGUGAUCAUUACUCGGACUGCUGGGACGCCUCAGAUGAAGUCAAUUGCACCCAUGCUCCGUGCCUCAGAGAAGAUUUCACCUGUAACAGCGGCCAGUGCAUACAAUCCUCAUAUGUGUGUGACGGCAUGAUGGAUUGUAGUGACGGAUCCGAUGAGCUUCAAUGUGUGGGGACGUUCUCCUGCCCGCCCCAGCAGUGGCCAUGCUCAGAGUCGUUACGGAAGUGCAUCUCUAUUGAUAAACUGUGUGACGGACGACAGGACUGCCCCAAUGGAGAGGAUGAGCGGGUACCAUGCAAUACACAUUCGUGUGGGUUUCUGAGCUGUGAAUAUCGAUGUCAUGGAGCACCGAAUGGUGGGACAUGCUACUGUGAUGCUGGCUUUGUUGUCAGUUCCAACAACAGAACUUGUGAAGAUUUUGACGAGUGCAACCAUUGGGGCUACUGCGAGCAGGGAUGUGUGAAUACACCAAGCUCAUACCAAUGCUCGUGCCAAGAUGGCUACCAGCUGGAAGGAAAUGGACACUGUAGAUCACUUGCCACGGACACACCCUACCUUCUGGUUUCGUCAGGCCAAACCAUCACCCGCUCCAAUCUGAAUGGGCACCAGUCAAGGACCAUUACUACUACACCCGAAGCAAUCACGCCUGGUCCACUGGCAUACCAUUACACCCUAGGAAAGAUCUUUUAUUUUUCCAGUUCAGAAGGCAAGAUUUACUCCUGCAACUUAGUGGGAGGCAACCCCACCGACCCGCAGGUAGUCCUCCAACUCCUGGGCAACUUGAAAGUCUCAGACAUAGCUGUGGAUUGGAUAGCCAAUAAGCUUUACCUGGUAGAGAAUGCAGGUAACCGCAUUGAAGUGGCCGAGUUGGACGGAUCACACAGGAGCACAGUCAUUGGUUCCAAUCUGGGAUCCCCAUCGGGAUUAGCUUUGGACCCCAUCAAUGGGUACAUGUUUUUUGGCGAUGCUGAACAGCCUUCAUUUUACUCCAACAUGGUUCACACGGUUUAUCAAAAGAUUGAGCGUGCUUUCAUGGAUGGCUCGCACCGAUUUGUGCUGACAGACCAGAAGGUGCAUACCGUGAGUGGGAUUGCUGUGGACAUUCCAGCUCGUCGAAUAUACUGGGUGGAUCACACGCUGGAUUGUUUGGUGACGAUUACUUAUGAAGGUCAUCAAAGGUACACUAUUCUCCAGGGUGGUCUAGUCCUGCCUAAUUCCCAGCUGUUGGCCAUUUACGAUCGCUACGCAUUCAUUGCUGACCACACCAGAGAUGCCGUGCUGCGGGCAGACCGCUUUGACUGGACUGCUGACGCGACGGUGAGCCUGCCUGGUUCAGUAGGGGAGGCAAGCGGCUUGACUGUCUACCACUCAUCUCUCCAGCCAUCAGCUCCAAACCCGUGUGGGACGGACAAUGGCGGAUGCCAGCAUCUCUGUGUGAUCACUCGUCGGUCUGACAACCAGGGAAUCGGAUACCAGUGUAAAUGCGACAUCGGUUACAAAUUAAACGACGAUCUCGCCACCUGUUCUAAAGUGACAUCGUUUCUUCUAGUGGGCGACAGUGAAACCAUUCGUGGCAUCCCAUUGGACUCAAGUGUAGAAAAUGAUUGCAUGCAGCCGUUUGCCUUUCAGGGUAGUGGCCAACACUUCGUGUUCUUCAGUAGUAUGCAAUACGAUGCUGCCUCGGAGACCAUAUAUUAUAUCCCUACCCUAAAUUCCUUGCGGAUGGUAAAACUAGACGGAACAGACAACCAGAAGAUAUUUUCAAGACAGUUGGCAUGGACUAGGACCGGUUAUGAUUGGCUGUCAAAGAACUUUUACUGGAGAGACAUGGAUCGAGGUCUCAUUGCAGUUUUAAAGAUGGAUGGCAUCUUUGAAACAGAGACGGUUAUAUAUCAGAAUAAUUCAAUUUGGCUAGAUGACUUUGCUGUUGCCCCUUUAGGAGGAUAUUUGUUCUGGUUGGAACAGCCGGCGAGGCAGCUGAAGAGGGCAUGGUUGGAUGGCACCCAUGUGGAAACCGUACUCGACGCACACGUUGUGAACUCUUUAAUGGCACUCACAGUGGACCACAGGGACAGCCUGCUGUUCUGGACUUCAUUUCUUGAACAUCAAUCACCAAAUACUGAUUCCUUAUGGCAUUGUGACUUCAAUGGCCAGUCUCGCACGCAGGUUAAUACAUAUGGAAAGUCACCUUGGUCCAUAUCAGUUUUUGGAGAUUAUGCAUAUUUCUUCUCCAAAAUGGCAAUUUACCGGGUCAACAAGACCCAAGGAUCCUGGCCACUGGAGUUGUAUUCCUCAGCGGGAGUGUUUUCAUUUGUAGAAAUACAAGUUUAUUCUGAUGAGUUGCAAACAGGGGAAAAUCAGUGCUCACGUCACGGUCUGAAUGGUGACUGCAGCCAUUUCUGCUUUGGGACACCGACAGGCCAGCGGACAUGUGGAUGUCCAAUUAUGAUGAAGCUAGCAAAUGAUCAACGGACCUGUGAAGCUGAUCCAGAUGCUGUGUCGCCGUGGGAUUGCACAGCUACUGAAUGGACAUGUGAUGAUGACACCUGCAUUAUGGGUUUUCAGAGAUGUAAUGGAUCGCCAAACUGCCCCAAUGGUGAAGACGAAAGUGGAUGUGCGGGGCAGUGUUGGACAUCCAGAUCAUGUACAGACGAUCCGAACAUGUGUUUAGCCUGGUGGAAAGUGUGUAAUGAUGUGAAUGACUGUGCUGAUGGCAGUGACGAACUCGACUGUCCAGCCAAUGAAUGCACCGAUGAAUCCUUCCAUUGCCAAGAUGGCACAUGCAUCCCGGCGCCCUGGCGCUGUGAUACUACCACUGAAUGCCCCGAUGGAUCUGAUGAAGUUGAUUGCGAGGGCUACACCUGUCCCCCAGACCACUUCAGCUGUGCAUCUGUGAUGAGGUGCAUUUCACGUUUGGAGGUUUGCGAUGGUUAUAAUGACUGCGGUGACAGAAGCGAUGAAGCAAACUGUUUGCACACCAACUGUACAGAGUUAUGGCUGUUUGCAUGCAGUAGUGGGAACUGCAUCCCUAGCUUUUGGCGCUGUGAUAACGAUGUAGAUUGUGCAGAUGGAUCUGAUGAACUAGACUGCACUGGCGAUAAUGGGUGUAGCUCAGAUAACUAUGUUAGGUGUACAGCUUCAGGACUUUGCAUCUUGGCUAGAUGGCAAUGUGAUGGUAUUGCUGAUUGUGAUGAUAGUAGCGAUGAACCAGAGGACUGCACACCCCCCGAAUGUGAGGGUUUUGAGUGUGGCAACAGCUGUAUACCUGAGUAUUGGGUCUGUGAUGGUGAUCCUGACUGUGUCGACGGCAGUGAUGAGGAGGCAUGUCCUACACCUGCAUUUGCUUGCCCAGCUGACAGUUGGCAAUGUCCAGGCACCACUCAGUGUGUUGCUGUUACAUCAGUUUGUGACGUAACUGAAGACUGCCCCCACGGGGAAGACGAGGGUCCACGCUGCAAUGAAGAUACAUGUUCCGUGCGUAAUGGCGGUUGCAGCCACAUGUGUAUUGAUACACCCUUUGGAGCUGAGUGCAGUUGCCCAGACGGAUACACACUCGCCAACAUGAAAGCCUGCCAAGAUAUUGACGAGUGUACCCAGGCAGGGUCAUGCAGUCAAGAAUGCUCCAACAGGAGAGGUGCCUAUCUCUGCCUCUGCACAGAUGGAUAUCUCUUGGAACCUGACGGGAGAACAUGCAAAGUAACAGAUCCAUCGACACCAUACCUAAUCGUCACCAGUCGCAACGGUGUCAUGAGGUACUCCAUUCCAACGACGGACAUGACCAACAUACACAGGUCCAAUUAUGAACGGAUCACCGGUUCGGAUUUUGACUCUAUAACAGGCAACAUCUAUUUCUCCAACUCGAACGACAAUAAUUUGUUCAAGACGGAUAUCAAUGGCUCCAAUUUAGAAACGGUGUACAGUAAUGGCAUCGAGUACAUGGAAGCUAUCGCUGUGGACUGGGUGGGUCGUAACAUCUACUGGUCAGACACUGCCAUCAACAUCAUUGAAGUGGCAAGUCUGGAUAGGGACCACCGGGCAGUCUUGUUCUCACAGAAUAUCAGCCGGCCCAGGGGGUUGUGCUUGGACCCAUCUGAAGGGAGUCGGUACCUAUUCUGGGCUGACUGGGGCCAGAACCCGCGGCUGGAACGGGCCAGUAUGGACGGUCAAGACCGCAUGACCAUCAUCAGUGAUAACCUUUACUGGCCCAAUGGUGUCACCCUUGACCUGCCCACCAAGAAGGUGUACUUUGGGGACGGUCGGUUGGAUUUCAUUGACUCCUGCAACUAUGACGGCAGCGGAAGGCGACGGGUAGUCAUGCGUUCCAUGGGUAAUUCCCGGAUCCACUCCAUCACAAUAUUUGAGGAUUCCAUGUACUGGACAGACAAGGGCAACAAUGAGAUUUUACAAGCCAAGAAGUUUAACGGGGAGAACAUGACAGUUUAUUAUCCCUACGUGUACGGUUUGAUUGACAUCCAUGCAUACCACCCAGCCAAGCAGCCACCAGGUCCCAACCCUUGCAGCUCCAACCCUUGUUCUAACCUGUGCGUCCUGUCAUCCAAAGAUCCAGGCUUCUCAUGCCUCUGCCCUGUUGGCCAGACGCUACAAUCAGAUGGCUCCUGCACAAUGGCAGACGUUUUCCUUUUGGUGGUUCGCGGUAGCAUGAUCCAAGGCAUCAGCCUAGAUCCCACUGAUCAAUCAUUGAAUCACAUCCAGACAGUGACAGCAGCACGUGAUGCUUACGACGUGGACUUUGACAAGGACGGAGAGUUCAUCUACUGGUCAGAGGCCGUUGUCGAAGGUCACGAGGAGGACAAUGCAGCUAGGUCCAUCCUGCGAGCCGAGUUCAGUGGAUUCAACAGCUCCUCUGAAUUUGUCCCCACGGCGUACCUGGGAUCCCCCGUAGGUAUUGCCAUUGACCACCUCAGCCGCAAUAUCUACUGGACCAAUCCGGACAAGCACACCAUUGAGGUUAUGCGGUUGGAUGGGGACAACAACUACCGACGCAACGUGGUGGAGAACAGCGGCGGGGAGACAUCCGUCAUCUUUGAUCCGGCCUCAAUCUGCCUCGAUCCUGGCAGUGGGAUGAUGUAUUGGGCGGAGAAUGGUGGCAUGGGUGUGGCACCUCAGAUCAACCGAGCCAACAUGGAUGGUUCAGUGCUAACCGCCGUCGUCUCUGAAAACCUCGGCCAUGUGGACUUCCUCACUAUCGAUAUUGCACAGCACAAGCUGUACUGGACUCAAAGCAUUGGCCAGUUGAUUGAACGUUGCAACGUUGAUGGCACUGGCAGGCAAACAGUUGUUGAGGGGGUUCAUCAUGGAAUGGGCAUCGCUGUGUAUGAAAACUACUUGUAUUACGCAGAUUCAGCCUAUGAGAAAAUCAUGCGCGUGGACAGAGACACGGGUCAGAAUCCUGUGGUGAUGCGUAGCAACGAGCGUCGGCUGAAGGGCAUGAGAAUAUUUGCAAGGUUUGGGCCUACGUCCAAUGGUUGCACAACGUCCAACGGUGGUUGCCAGCAUUUGUGUCUACCGACCGGCCCCAGCGCCAGGGUCUGUGCCUGUGCUGUUGGUUACAUACUAAACACUGACGGAGUAACUUGUGGAAAUUUGAGUUCGUUUGCUGUUGUGUCCCAGCUCAGAGUGACCCGAGGCUUUGGGUUGGAGGGGCUCGACCACCCAGAGGCCAUGGUACCCAUCGGCGGAAGAACCAGGUAUACUCUUCAUGUUGAUGUGUACAUGCCUGGAGAGUACAUCUACUUUGCAGACUACGACCCAAAUAGUCGCAGAACUGAUCGCAACGGUAUCCGCCGGAUCAAGCCAGAUGGCAGCGGGUUCCAGGAUAUCGCCCUAACUGGCUUGGGUUACUGGGGAACACGCGGGCUGACAGUGGACUGGAUAGCAGGAAAUGUGUACUGGAACAGUGCCCAUCAAGAGGAAAGCUUCUUAGAGGUCAGUCGGCUGGAUGGUAGCCUGAGGCGAGUCUUGUGGAAGACCCCAGAUCACAAACCCAGGGCCAUUGCUGUCAACCCAAUCAAGAGGUACUUGUACUGGGCUGAUUACGGCCAAACACCAAAGAUCGUCCGUGCAUUCUUAGAUGGCAGCAACCGUACCGAGUUGGUGACUAUAGGCAUUUCAUUGCCAAGGGACAUUGCUGUGGACGUCCAGACCCAUGAUGUCUUCUGGGUAGACACAGUCACAGAUGUCCUGGAGAAGAUUGACUGGCAAGGGGGCAACCGGCAGAUAAUCAGGAGCCAGCUACCCAACCCACGCGGAUUGGCAGUCUUCAGUGACUCAGUGUAUUGGGUGGACAGAAAUUUAGAGAAGAUUUUCCAGGCCAGUAAGCUUGCCAACAGCAACAAAGACCCGGAGGUGUUCCGUACAGACAUGGAGAAGUUAAGGGACAUUGCCAUCUUUGAUGCCAGUAACCAGCCACCAGCAGAUGACAAUGUCUGCGGUGUCAACAAUGGUGGUUGUGAUCAGCUCUGUUUGGCCAUGCCAGAUGAUGUCGCAGUAUCUCGCGUUUGCCUCUGUGCCAUAGGGGAACUUGCAGAUGACGGUCAAACUUGCCAGAAUUCUACAAGUUACCUGGUGUUACGCUUGAGCACUUUUUUUGCCAGUCUCAACUUUGACCCUAGGAACCAUGCCGUGCCCUUCCAGCGCAUGCAGGUGGGCUACACACAUGGAGUGGCCAUUCAUGACCCACUGCAGCGCAUAUACUGGUUCUAUAGGGAUCAGUUGAAGUAUAUCUCCAUCCAUGGCGGUUCCCCUGUGGAAGUAAAGCAGGUACAGGGCAUAGGGCGGUACUUGGACUUGGCCAUUGAUUGGCUCCACAAUCGCAUCUACAUUGCCUCAUAUUCUGAAAAUGCACUAUACACUGUGGAUCUUGAAGGAAACAAUUUGGUCCAAAUUGCUUACGCCUCCCGCCCGAGAAACAUCAUCUUGAAUCCUUGCGAAGGGACCAUGUAUUACAUGACUAAUGAUUGGUCCACUACGACCAUCUACCGGUCCUCCAUGGGGGGAAGUCAGCAAGAGUCACUGAUCACUUUCACAAGCUACGUCCCACUGAUGACAAUAGACUACACAGAUCGCUGGCUGUAUUUCCUGGAUACUUCUGAGUCGCCUAUGUUAAGACGGAUUAAAACAGACGGCUCUGUUCAAGAAACCAUUCUGGAUAGCGUGAAUACCAUAACAGGAAUGGCAGUAUAUGGGGAUUAUCUGUACUACAGUAAUUAUCAGGCUGUCACCAGGGUGGAGAAGGAUACCGGUGCCAACCCAACGGUCAUUGCACAUGAUUAUAGCGCCCGUCCGUACGGCCUGUAUGUCUUCAAUGGUGAACAGCCCACUUGCACCAGUUCUCCUUGUGAUUUUGAGAAUGGAGGCUGUAGCCACAUUUGCCUCCCGGGGACGGCAGGGACAAGGGUUUGCUCCUGCCCUCAGGGUCUGUUACUCAAAAACCAGGGGCGUAUUUGUGUCCCUACGAAUGCAACGUGCAGCGACACUACUCAGUUCACCUGCGCCGAUGGAUCAUGUAUUCCAGAAAGCUGGGCCUGUGACGUGGAUAAUGACUGUGGUGACUGGUCUGAUGAAAGUCCUAGGUUCUGCUUCGAUCACACCUGUGAGGCAACAGAGUACCUGUGCAACAACAGUCGUUGUAUCCCGUCCUCCUGGCGUUGCGACUUCGACAACGAUUGCCGAGAUAACUCAGAUGAAAAGAACUGCCCUUUCCCAACCUGCGCCGUUGGUGAUUACACCUGCCCUAAUUCACGCUGUAUCCCAGAGGCGUAUGUGUGUGACGAGGAUGACGACUGCAGGGAUGGUAAUCACACAGACGAACAAAACUGUCCCGAGGUAACGUGCCGACCUGGCUAUGUGAGUUGCCCCAACAACCACAUCUGUAUCAGUCCCUAUUGGCGCUGUGAUGGGGAUAAUGACUGCUUAGAUAACUCCGACGAAAACCCUCUGUACUGCCAGCAAGAAGAAUGUCCGAGUUCCGGUCACAAGUGUACCUCAGGCCAGUGUAUAUCAGGCUUCUGGCUGUGUGAUGACGAGGUAGACUGUCUGGAUGGGUCAGAUGAAGGGGCCUUCUGUAAUGAGGAGGAUUUCACGUGUUCACCCAACUUUUUCACUUGUGACAACAAACGCUGCAUCCAUGAGAGUUGGAUCUGUGACACGGAUAAUGACUGCGGAGAUGGGUCUGAUGAGGACGAGCGUCACAACUGCGACACACACCAGUGUGCCCCUGAAUACUAUACCUGCCGUCAGAACCGGCCCAAUCACAACCGAUGUAUCCCAAUGGUCUGGCUGUGUGAUGGAUUGAGCGACUGUGAGCAUGCAGAUGAUGAAGACAACUGCACUAGAACCACCUGUGUAGGUGGUGAAUUCACCUGCACAAAUGGACUCUGCAUUCCAGAAUCUUGGGAAUGUGACCAUGACAAUGAUUGCGGUGACCAGAGCGAUGAGGGUGGCCAUUGUGAUUACGGAACUUGUGGUAACAAUGAGUUUACGUGCAAUAACGGCCGUUGCAUCCCGGCUGUCUGGCAAUGUGAUGGGGACAAUGACUGCCGUGAUUACUCCGACGAACAGAACUGUGCUACCACCCCGCCUUGUGAGGAAGGCUAUUUCACUUGCUUGAACCGUGAUUGCAUUCUUGAUGAUCAUGUGUGCGACAAGACAAAUGACUGCUCUGACAUGUCGGAUGAAACGCAUUGUGAUAUCAAUGAGUGCCUCACAUUGCAAGCUAACCAGUGCGAGCAUUACUGCAACGACACGCGCACUGGCUACUUCUGUUCAUGCCAGCCUGGUUACUCACUCAAUGAUGAUGGCAAAACGUGCAGAGAUAACAAUGAAUGCAAUGAGAUUCCUGGAGUGUGCAGCCAACUAUGUGAGAACACGCGCGGCUCGUAUUUCUGUAAGUGCGCAGACGGUUACGCCCGAGAGCAGGAUUUGACCACCUGCAAGCACUCUGAAGGUGGAGACGCAUCCCUGGUCUUCAGCAACCGCUACUACAUCCGCAAGCUGAGCUUGGAUGGCCAGCAGUACGACCUUAUCAAAGACGGGCUGUACAACGCCAUCGCACUGGACUACGAUUUGAGAGAGAACCGUCUGUACUACCUGGACACGGGUACCGACAAGAUUUCCCGUAUGUUUCUCAAUGGCACUGGGGCGGAGGUUAUUGUUCCUUAUGCUGUCACGAGUGGACAGGGACUGGCAGUGGACUGGGUUGGCAGGAAACUUUAUUGGCUGGAGACCAGUAGUGAUGUCAUGGAAGUCUCUGAGCUGGACGGUACCCUCAGGAAGACUAUCGUCUAUCAGGAUAUGUCACAGCCACGAGCCAUGUCCCUAGAUCCCCGCAAUAGAUACUUGUACUGGACUGACUGGGGAUUGAGAUCCUACAUCGGCAGAAUGGGAAUGGAUGGCAGCUCUCCCAUGAGAAUCAUCACUGAGGGGCUAGUCUGGCCCAACGGCCUGACCAUCUGCUAUGCAUGCGACAAGCUGUACUGGGCUGAUGCUCAUCUCAACUACAUUGGCUACUCCAACUUGGAUGGCAGCCACAUUCACAAGCUCCCCGGUGAGGAGCUAGCCCACCCAUUUGCCGUGACUGUCUUUGAGGACUACGUCUACUGGACCGAUUGGAACCACAUGGGCAUCUAUCGAGCCAACAAGUCCACGGGAGCAAACAUGACAUUGAUGAGGGAGGUUCUCCAUCGGCCGUUUGAUGUUCAUGUCUUGCAUCCACUCCGGCAGGACCAAAGUCUCAUGAACCCCUGUGGAACCAACAACGGUGGCUGUUCCCAUCUCUGUCUCCUGUCCCCCAAUGGCGACUUCACCUGCGCCUGCCCAGACAACUUCAUCCUGUCCGGCAGCAACAGUGAGUCCUGCCAGGCUAACUGCUCGGUGCUGGAGUAUCGCUGUGCCGACAACAGCGGCUGCAUUCCAAUCAACUGGAAGUGUGACUCCGAGGCGGACUGCCCCGAUGGCUCGGACGAGCCAGCAUCUUGCCCGGUCCGCCACUGCGACCUGGGUUACUUUCAGUGCGACAACUUGAACUGCGCCACGGGCCCACAGCUCUGCAACGGUCAGGAUGAUUGCGGGGAUGGCUCGGAUGAGCGCAUGUGUGACCAGACUCACUGCCAGGCAUGGGAGUUUCGGUGUGCCACAGGGAACUGUAUCCUGCACACUCUAGUCUGUAAUCAGAACAAUGACUGCAGCGAUGGGUCUGAUGAGAACACACAGUUGUGUCAGAGUCGGAGCUGUUCACCUGGCUAUUUUCAGUGUGACAACGGCUUCUGCAUCCCAGAGGCCUGGUACUGUGAUUUUGACAACGACUGCGGUGACAACUCUGAUGAGCCUCACAGACAAUGUCAGCAAGUCACCUGUCCUACUGGUUGGGAGCCAUGCCGGACCAACUACCGCUGCAUCCCAUCCUGGGCCUUCUGCGAUGGGUACGACAACUGCCGGGACAACAGUGAUGAGGAGAACUGUGAGGCAAGGACCUGCGACCCGGGCGAGUUCCGCUGCGACAGCCACAGCUGCAUCCCACAGCGCUGGGUCUGCGAUUUUGAGCAGGACUGCGCAGAUGGAACAGACGAGGUGGCCAACUGCCCGUUUCGGGACUGCAGCGAGUCAGAGUUCCGCUGUGACACGCAGCAGUGCAUCCCUAAGCGCUGGAUCUGCGACCACGACAAUGACUGCGGGGACAUGAGUGACGAGGUGGCGUGUGAGGACCACAGCUGCCUGGAGGGUUACGCCAAGUGUGCCAGCGGGCAUUGCAUCCGUGAGAACUAUGUGUGCGAUGGUGAUCGAGAUUGCCUGGACUACUCCGAUGAAGUCAACUGUCCCACCCGACUUCCCAAUGGUCUGUACUGCUUCGCAACAGAGUUUACCUGCAACAACACCUUGUGUAUCUGGGAAGACUGGGUUUGUGAUGGAGACAAUGACUGCGGUGACGGGAGUGAUGAACUUUUGAGCGUCUGUGCCGGGCGCGAGUGUGACCCUUCUACCCAUUACCGAUGUGCCAAUGGCCGCUGUAUCCCUCUGUGGAAGACCUGCGACGAAAUUGAUGACUGCGGAGAUGCCAGCGAUGAGAACAAUCACGAUUUUUGCCAGGCCAAAGUGCAGUGUCAAGAUGAUGAAUACAAGUGCCCCAAUGGUCUGUGCAUUCCUGGAUUCUACGUCUGUGAUGCGUUUGACGACUGCGGGGAUGCCUCUGACGAAACAGGAUGCAAUGAUGGUGCAUGUGCAGACGCAGCCUGUGAGGAAGACUGUAUGGAUACCGCAACAGGCCAUAUCUGCACCUGCCCAGCAGGCCACCAAGUGGGACCAGACCAUCUUGGCUGUGAAGACAUUAAUGAGUGUCAAGACAACCCAUGCCCACAGCUGUGCCGUAACACCAAGGGAAGCUAUCACUGCCAGUGUGCUUCAGGCUUCACAGACAGGGGCGCAAAGGGAAUGGACUGCAAGCCAGAUGGCAAUCACCCGACGUUCAUCUUUGGGGAUGGUAGUGACAUACGCAGGUAUGAUAACAACACCAAGAAGUACACCGCGGUAGCGUCGCAGGAGGGCCUCAUUGAAGAUGUGGAUUACCACGUGGGACAAGAUGCGCUGUACUGGGUGGACAUAGCUCACAGUGCCGUCAAAAGGGGGCGGUUCCCAGCCAAUGAAGACCAGGAGGUAGUGGUGCAAGAAAUCGUCAGUAACAUCAACAUCCCUCAGGGUAUUGCUGUGGACUGGGUUUCUGGAAAUGUGUAUUGGACAGAUCGGGGUAUCAAGCCCAACCCUUUCGGCCGAAAGAGACGACAGGCCCCAACCCCGAGCCCGCGUGUCGCCGUGGCCAAAUUAGACGGACGCUAUGUCAAGGACCUUGUCACCACUGACAUUGGCAAGCCCACUGCUAUCGCUGUCAAUCCGUUUCGUGGUCUCCUCUACUGGACCGACACUGGGGCCACGCCCAAGAUUGAGAUGGCUUGGAUGAACGGAGGCGGUCGCACGGUGCUGGUGGCUGAUGGCAUUUCCAACCCCACUGGGCUGACCAUCGACUUUGCCAACUAUGACACCAUCUACUUCUGCGACAACAAGGACAACAGGAUUGAUUCUAUGUCCUGGAAUGGGGAAAACCGUAAAGUUCUCAAAGCAGGAAGUGAUCUGGCAAAUCCGUUUCAACUGGAAGUCUUUGGAUCGUACCUGCACAUCACCACCGAGCCAAUCGAGUUUGCCGGCAAAAUUCUGAACUUAGACAAGCUCGGCCGCGGCAUACCCACCACCUUAAUUGACAAUAUCAACCUGCCGAGUGGGCUGGUGGUGCGACAGGACCAACGAUACCCAACAUCAUAUACCAAUCGGUGCGAUAAAAAUCCUUGCAGUCACCUGUGUCUCCUGACGCCCACAAUCGCUGGAAAUCGUGUCACCGAUGGCUUCUCAUGUGAAUGUCCAAACAAUGAUGUCUUUGAGCGUGGUAGUACUUCUGUUUGCAGAGGAGCUCAAGUUGAACCCAAUCCAUUGCCUGGUCUCCCCAUCUGUCAGUGUGAGAAUGGGGGAUCCUGCCUUGCCCCUGGCAAGUGCCAAUGUCCAUCAGGCUUUGAGGGGGAUACAUGCGGAAAGGCUUCUCCACGUUCAGGUGGCCCGGGUGGUGGAGCCACAGCUGCGAUCAUUGUGGUGGUUCUACUCAUUGUCAUUGCCGUGGCUGUCCUGGCUUUCAUACUCGUCCGUCGCAGAAGAAACAGCCCCAAGCCUGGUAUAGAUGGAGCAGUGAGUUAUCGAGGCGGCGCCAACAUUGAAAUGCCAACUCAACACCCUGGAACCGAUGGGGCUGGGGUCAUUGAGAAAGGGCCCACUGCUGGCAAUUUUGAAAACCCUGUCUACAACAUGCAGUCCCCCACCCUGCAGGCUGUGGGUGACUAUGAGAACGCGACCCCCAUGGCCCAGGCCGAAGCCCUGCCCCCUAAGGUGGACCUCGGAGCUGACCAGGCUGGUCCCUUGCCGGAGAAGACUGGUCUCCCAACUCACGCCUACUCCCCUACUGAGGCAGAAGGAGACACAAAGGUGUUAGUGACGAAGGACAAAAUGUAAGAACAUGGCAGCGUUUUCCUGAGAUGAUUUGUGUUUUUCAUAAGUCCUUUCUCAUAAUCUCUGUUUCAGUGUAAGCAGCAUUUGUACUAGGCUUUUAAUCUUUCUACAUGUUUUUUUAAGCCAUUUGCAUUUGUGAAGUCUUCUGAAGCACAAUGUGCGGCUUGUUAAUAAGACUGACCAUGUCCAUUGGAUCCACCCCUAAACAUGUACACAGCUGAACUAUCUUUUUGAAGUUAUUAGGGUUUUUCAUUGGUAGUUGUGAUAAUGAAAGGCUUUUAUGAAUUAAAAAUGAGUUGUGGUAUAAUGGGUGUAUAUUUGACGUAUUAUAGUACCGAAUUGAAAAUGGGUAGAAAGUAAAAAUAAUGCAAAGAAAGCAAUGACAAUGCUUAAGUGUAGAAGUUGGGUGUGAGGAAGUAGAAUAGUUUUUGACUGAAUGGUGCUAAGAGGAGGGAACAGUAAGAAGGAAUGUGGCUCAACUUGCAUAAUGAAAUGAAAAUGUGCCAACAAAAAUGGUUUCUUUCCUGAUAUUUCCUUUUGAGUGGAGAGAUUUAUGUGUUUCAAGUCAUAUUUUGCAGUGUUGGCUAUGUGAGAAUUUGUGAUUUGCAUCCUGCUUUUAGCUGCACAGCUGUAAAAUAGUUAGGAUUAAAUGUACUUAGCCCAUCGAGAUUAUGUUUACAGUGUACUUAAAGACCAACGAUACUCAGAACCUAAGGAUGGACAUUUUAAAGUUGCUUUAUCAAUUUUGGGCACAUUCUGUUUUAAAUUCAAAACGCACCGAACAAAACAUGCAAAGAAAGUUCCAUUUGGUGGCUGUUUUUAUUUUCAAAUGCACAUUGAAAGCUAUUAAAUAAAAAUGUGUGUGGCUUUUAUUUUUUUCGAUUUCAAAUUUCCAUUUUAAGUUUGGAGAUUAAGAAAGCUGACAUAGACGUUACCUCUGAGAACAACUUAACUGAACACCCAUAGCCCAUCCACCUCAUGUACACUUGCAUUAUAUAGAGUAACAGUGGAGAGCCAAAAAGUCUUCUGGUUGAAUCAAACGUAUCCUUCUCUUCACACACAAAACAAAAAAGUACAUUGUAGUGUUGAAAAAAGGUGUUCUAAACAGUCCUAAUAACUUGCAACAAGUUUGAUACAGUACUUGAUGGGAUUUUGCUGAAGUUUUGUACACAGUCAUGAACUGUAUUGUUAUCUCUCAUCGCCAGUUAUUUCAUUCAAUAAAAUAUGUGUAUUCAAAUAGCCCAGUAGGUAUACAUGUAGCUGGGUUUUUUUAUAAAGUCCAGUUAGGUAUUCAUUUAGAUUGGUUACUACUUUUCCUGUUUUCUGUUUGACAGUUUGAACACCAAUUAUGCAUGUAAAAAGAACUUAUGGAGAUGAAAGGUAUUUUACGACAAUUUUUAUAGUGUAUCUAGAAUACUUUUUUUAUAACUCUUUUAAACAGCACAUCUUUUAACAUUCCUUUUUCUAAGAACAGUUUAUAUCUGAAACAUAUCUGUACAUAAAAUUCAUACGUUUUACAGCAAGUAACCUGUCAUGACUGGGGUUUUACUUAAUUGAUUUACAGAAUAUUGUAUCCAGCAGUCUAUUUUGCUUUCAUACAUGAAAUAUUUUUGUAUACUUAAGUUGAUGUUUCAUUACUGUUGUUUGUACUAGAAUAGUGUUCAUUGUUUACAUUAAAUGUUUAAUGUUUACGCACCCAUAAUGAAGACGUGGUCUAUUGUUUAGCAAUUUUCGAGCACCGAGUCAUACUGUACAUGUAUAUAUACCAGAUGGAUAUGGUAAUAUACUCAUUCCAGGUUAUUGACAACUGUUACCUGUUAAUCAGCUAUUGAAUUACAAUAGAUAUGGAGCUCGAAGCCUCAUAGUUUUGAUGUUGCACACAUUCUGCACUGGACACUUGCAGGUACAUGCAUGAA
Patiria miniata (bat star) is the source of this 15749-nucleotide messenger RNA. RefSeq names its product low-density lipoprotein receptor-related protein 2-like. The record is from RefSeq and is a predicted model, not a curated record. Gene Ontology annotation, molecular function: protein binding; calcium ion binding. The transcript is spliced from 86 exons. The coding region runs from base 175 to 13836 and encodes 4553 amino acids. Lineage: Eukaryota; Metazoa; Echinodermata; Asteroidea; Valvatida; Asterinidae.